This is a messenger RNA of Poecilia latipinna (sailfin molly), 2230 nucleotides long. Its product is annotated as transcriptional repressor scratch 1-like. NCBI's taxonomy places the organism in Eukaryota, Metazoa, Chordata, Actinopteri, Cyprinodontiformes, Poeciliidae. The transcript has 2 exons. The coding region runs from base 976 to 1818 and encodes 280 amino acids. Gene Ontology annotation, biological process: regulation of DNA-templated transcription. The record is from RefSeq and is a predicted model, not a curated record. Gene Ontology annotation, molecular function: DNA-binding transcription factor activity, RNA polymerase II-specific; RNA polymerase II cis-regulatory region sequence-specific DNA binding.
AAAGAGGGGGUGAUAACAGCUUCAAUAAAUCAUCCGGGCCAGUCGCCGCUCCCAGGGGAUGCGGGAUGGAUUAAAUUAAGCACUCUCUCCACCCUUGUGUCUAUCCAUCCGUCCAUCCCUCUCUCUCUCUCUCUCUCUCUCUCUCUCUCUCUCUCUCCCUCUCUCCGUAUAAAUGCCAACAGCUGAUCGCGAGACGGCACACUCGCGGGAACAGCUCGAAGCAGCAGAAAGAGAGAGGCGAGGGGAAGAGAGUGAAGAGAGAGGGAUCCAGAGAGAGAAAGAGGGGGAUCUGUUGAUUCAUCGGAGUCCCUUUUUGUACAAUUUUUUUUGACUUAAAGGGAUAUAAAGGACUUUUUUUUCGUAAAAGGGAUUUUUUUUAUACAUAAAAGCAUUCUAAGUUAUUAUUACAUAUUUUUUAAACCUCUGAUUUUCUUCGCAUCCCUCCCUCGUCCUUCCCUUCUUCCUCCUCCAUUUCUUUUUUUAAAGAGGCCCGGGCUUUGCGAGGUGUCUUCCAUCGCCUUUUUAUAUUCAUUUUUAUCUUAUUAUUGUUCGAGAGCCUUCAGUCUUCCGUUUGUCCGCGAGUGCAAAAAGCACGAGGCACCCCCUCCUCCUCCUCCUCCUUCUCCUUCUCCUCCUCCUCUUCCUCCCCUACGGUGGGAGCUGUCCGGUGCUGAAGUUGCAUUUCCUCCCAUUCCUGCAAGAGGACUGGACCGGGCCAGGCAGGGACACUCAAGCAGAACAAUAACUCUUUUGACCGGAUAAUUCGGCAGCUCGGCUCCCGCCACCACCUGAAGACAAUCGGCCCCUCUGCUCGGCGUGUUGACGGACGGACGGGAUCGCCACGCUGGCCAGGCCGUCGGCGAGGGGCUUUACAUCCGCGAGAGUGUGCGCGCGUGUGUGUAUCGCUGCGUCCGCGUGUACGUUGUGUUUGUGGGAGCGUGCGUGCUCGCGUGCGUGCCGGUGUCUCUCACCAUCAUGCCAAGGUCUUUCCUGGUGAAAAAGGUGAAACUGGAUGAUUUCUCCACCGGGGCGGAGUUGGAACACGCCUACCGGCACAGGACAGACCUCAGCCUGCGGCUGCAUGACAAAGCGGCCUACAUCAGUGACUACAUCAGUCCUGUCGUGUAUGAUGGUGAGAGCGAUGGCGGGAUCAAGGUGCCCUCUCCCGACCCCCUCUAUGACGGUAUCCACAGCGACUACGGUGCCCCCGACUCGGAGUCUCCGGACAGUCCGGGCUCAGAAAUCACAGACGGCUACAUCAACGGCGACGCCGCGGUCAGCGAGGGAUACACAGUCGACGCCUUCUUCAUCACCGACGGCCGUUCGAGAAGGAAAGCCCUCGGUAGCCCCAGGAGCGUCCAGAGGCACACCUGCAACGAGUGUGGCAAGACCUACGCCACGUCUUCCAACCUGAGCCGGCACAAACAGACGCACCGCUCACUUGACAGCAAGCUGGCAAAGAAGUGCCCCACCUGCGGGAAGGUGUACGUGUCCAUGCCCGCCAUGGCAAUGCACCUGCUCACUCAUGACCUCAAGCACAAGUGCGACGUGUGCGGGAAGGCGUUCAGCCGGCCGUGGCUCCUGCAGGGCCACAUGCGCUCCCACACCGGCGAGAAACCGUUCGGGUGCGCCCACUGCGGGAAGGCCUUCGCGGACCGCUCAAACCUGCGCGCCCACAUGCAGACGCAUUCGGCCUUCAAGCACUUCAAAUGCAAACGCUGCAACAAGACCUUCGCGCUCAAGAGCUAUCUGAACAAGCACUACGAAUCUGCCUGCUUCAAAGGCCCCUUCUCCCCUCUCGGCCCAUUAGACGCAUGACAACCUACAAAGAGAUCAAAUGAGGGACAAAACCGCAGACACAAAUUACCAUUAUCCUUAAAGACUAAACUGCAGACGGUAUAUUUUUGGUCAGAAUGCGACCUUGCUUUCCCUCCUUCUACCUCCCUUACCUGCCCACUCCCGUCCCCACCUCCUCUCCCUUGGAGCCUGUCCACAAUGACGAAUACGAUGAAGAUAGCACAAUUUUUCUCCUUGAGAUUUUCCCACUUAAGGAUUUAACUGAUCGACGCAUGCACUUCCUUGAAAUCACGUCACCUCCUUUUUCUCUGUCUGUUCAGGGCAGAGACACUGAUAUUACUGCAGCUUCCUCCUGGCAUCUAGAUAUAAUAUGACUACAUAUAUUUUGGAACAUUGAUGAUGAUAAUGAUGAGAAUAAUGACAAUAGCAAACA